Molecule: messenger RNA, 1062 nt
Organism: Lachnellula hyalina
Lineage: Eukaryota; Fungi; Ascomycota; Leotiomycetes; Helotiales; Lachnaceae
Gene: tom40
Product: Mitochondrial import receptor subunit
Exons: 3
Coding region: 1-1062 (353 amino acids)
Biological process (GO): protein import into mitochondrial matrix
Cellular component (GO): mitochondrial outer membrane; mitochondrial outer membrane translocase complex
Molecular function (GO): transmembrane protein transporter activity
Source: RefSeq, a predicted model, not a curated record
AUGUCGUCGACAAUCGCGCUGGAGAAGGAGGCUCCCUUGGGGUUCUUAUACAACAAUGCGGUCGCUGCAGCUCUGUCCGAUACAUACACAUCCUUUUCCGAACGGAGGGCGGCAUUAGGACUGUCAAAUCCGGGAUCAGUUGACAAGAUUGCGAAGGAGGUGCAACGGGAUGUCUUCCUAACCAACUCUAUGUUCUCUGGCCUGAGGGCGGAUCUCACCAAGGCCUUCAGCGUUAACCCUUACUUCAACGUCUCCCAUGCAUUUGCCAGCGGCUCGCAAGCUCUGGCCCCGUACACAUUUGCAGCCCUCUAUGGCACAAGCAAGGUCUUCAUGCAAGGAACGGUCGAUAAUGAUUCACAAGUUACAGCCCAGUUGAACUACAGAUGGGCACCCGCCCUUGUUUCCAAGGUUCAAAUGCAGCUACAAGGAGCCCAAGCUAUGGCUCAAUUUGACAAUGAAUAUACCGGAAAUGAUUUCACAGCCUCGAUAAAAGCUAUCAACCCGUCAGCUAUUGAUGGUGGACUGACUGGUAUUUUCAUUGGCAGCUAUUUGCAAUCUGUCACACCUAGCCUUGCGCUCGGGUUGGAGGCGAUCUGGCAGCGCGCGGCGCUGAACCAAGGCCCAGAAACCGCAAUGUCAUACUGUGCCAAGUACAAGGGGAGCGAUUGGAUUGCUACUGCGCAACUACAAGCGCAAGGAGCAAUCAGCACAUCAUACUGGAGGAAGUUGACAGACAAAGUGGAAGUUGGUGUUGACUGCAACCUUCAAUUUGCAGGACUAUCAGGAGCCGGCAUGAUGGGGGGUCCAGUUAGAAAGGAGGGUGUUACGACGCUCGGCGCAAAGUACGACUUCCGAAUGUCAACUUUCAGGGCGCAGGUAGACUCGACAGGGAAGUUGAGCUGUCUGUUGGAGAAGGUGGUUGCGCCAGUUGUUCGGAUGACAUUUGCUUCCGAAAUGGAUCACGUCAAGCAAUCUGCCAAAAUUGGUCUGGCAGUCUCCAUCGAGUCUGCAGGCGAAGAGCUCCAAGAACAAGCAACUGCUCCCCCUUCAUUCCCCGUCUAA